UUUUUUGAAGAGGUUUAGGUCAGCUCUUUUUUAAGGUUCGUCAUCUUAUGGUCACGUGUUUUUCUUACAAGAAGGAAGCCAUAAUCGAUUGUCUGAAAAAAAUUGUGACAGGAUGGGGCCAUUAUUGUGAAACGGAGUUGGGCUUUCUGUGUAACAUGGCCUCGCAAAAAGACUUUUCUUCUCAAAGUAAAUAAAAUAUCUAUAUGUACCCACGGAAUUAUCGCAGCCAUGAAUCUAUAGCAUGGAAACAUCUUCUUUUGUUUUUAUAUGAUGCAAAAUAUUGUUCGUAUAUUCAGAUGUUCGCCUGUAGAGUAGAAUUGAAAUUAAAUGUAAAUAUAAAAAUUGUACAUGAUGAAAAACUCACUAUACGACGCUAAGGGCUUAUUUCCUGGAUGCAAAACUUAUGUAGGACAAAACUAAUUGCCACCCAGAUACAGAGUGACGAGAGUGUGACGUUUUUAAAUCAGUUAAGAUGCUAUUUCAACUAAGACACAUCUGUCCCCAUUUCAGUGGAUUUAAAGAUUGUUGAUAAACGUUUAUAUUAAGUUAUAGUUUUCCAGCUAAGGUAUUCUUUGGCGAAUGUAAUUUGCCUGAUGAAAACCCUGACUUCUAUUUACCUUUUUGCCAAUAUAAACAAACGAAUUUUGGCUGCGUGGGGGACGCUGUAUUAGUAAUUACCGAUCAUCAAGAGCGGAUAGUGAGUGAAUUUGAAGUAGACUUGGUUUGACAGAAAUGGUCGGUUUUAUUGAAAGAAAGCCUGUCUACACGAAACGGUUUUGUAUUAGUUUAUUAUUGCUGUAGAAGGAAUUUUGCUCCAUUGCUGCGCAUUCUGGAGCAGAAAUAAAUGCUUUGGCGCAGAAGGCAAGAAUGUUGUAAUAUUUGUUUAGAAACUUGCUCUGGCUAUUUCAUGAUGGUAGAUUAUUUGGAAAGGUUUUUCAAAACAAUAAGUUCAUCGGUACCUGUAUUAUCUAUUUCGUCAGUACUGUUCAGGGGCGUGGUGGGAAUCUUCUCUGGCCAGAAAAUUCUAGUUUUUGGGGCCUCCAUAGAAUCCGCAAUUGGCAUCGUACUCCAUGGACUGAUAGUCCCAGUAUAGAAAAUCAAACGUGUUGGCAUAGCACCAAGUGUGAACGCGAUAUCUGCCACGUCCCCCCCCCCCCAGUUCUCGGCAGGAUCAAUUUGCAUUUCGUCUAAAUCCGAUGAGAAAAUGUUGGGGGAGGGGUAAUAUUUUGGCAACGUACGUUUUGUGAUGUAAUCCUAUGAGUAAUGGGCGUUCCCUUCAGGUAAAAAUUGCGUUCCUUGUUAGUAAAAGGUGGUUUUCUGGUGCUAAAAGGGGCGUGGUCCAAAAUAUUUUGUUUUGCCCCCCCCCCCAAGAGCGUAGUGGCUAGCGCCGCCAUUGAUUACAAUGAUUACACUUUGUACCAGAUCAGGUUUUAGUUAUCUAAAACUGAUUUGUUUCUCUCGCAACAUAAAAAAGUCAUCAAAGAGCAGUUAAAAUUUGCUGUUUUGGCUUGCUCAGUGACUUGCCUAACAUGGUUCUUCAAAACAGAGUUUUAAUCGACUAAUUCAACAAAAUGUCGCUCCCACACUUUUUUGCUUGAAACCAUGACUUACUAUCAGUUUUUGCAAAAAUUAUUAAGUAUUUUGUGGCUGGAGUUGCCCAUUUCUCUAACGGGCUGACAAAGAUAGUUGGGGGCACUCCUUCUACGAGAUCAGUGGGGACACCCUGUGAUGAAAUUGAAAACGAGGCCCGUCUCGGUCUGUGUCUCGGUUGGCCUUCUUUGGCAGCUCAAUUUUUCCUCAGAAAAUAAAAGAGUAUCUCAAGUCGGGGUUUGUCAUUUAAUUAAUUGCAUUAGAAAGGUCUUCAUGACGUAUGCAGAGCCAUCAAAAGAUGUGUUGAUUCCUGGAAAAUAGACCAUCCCAUACCCUCACAACUGAGGCAGGUUGUAAGACCGCGGGUUUGCACAAAGUGGAGAAGAAUAUACCGCAAGGAAUGCACUAACAUGGCACAAAAACAUUUUGGUAGACUAAAGGCAAAAGUAAUAGAAAGCAAGCCAAUUGUUGCACAAGUUGCGAGGCAGGGAAUAUCGAGAGCCGGGGCGAGAGUGUCAGCUUUUCAAAAGCAGAUCGACGACUUCUUCAAGAUUACAGAUGUCAAAGAGGCACAAUUGACAGUAACAGAUUCUGAAAAGAAGUUUCUAGAAGCCCGGAAUUUGGCAAGACAGUCAAAAAAAGAGCUUGAGCAAUCUGAACAAUUACUGCAAGAGGCGAGGAAGAAAGUAGAUCGAUGCCCACGUGAUGACAGUGAAAAAUAUUUGGCUUGUGUUUCAGAAGAGCGUGCAGUAUGGGUAAAAGUUCAGGACAUCAAAAAAGCUAAUCAAGAGUUUGAACACGGCGAGAGAGAAUUUUUUACUGAGUACUCUAAUGCAGUUCGAAUUUCACAUGAAAAAGAGAGGGAACGAGCACAGAAAACGAGAUACUGGUCAAUAAUUGGUUCUAUUGCAGGGACAGUUGUUGGGUUCUUUGGGUCUUCAAUGUUGACGUUUUAUAGACUGAAACAAAUAAAACAAAUUGCAUCACCGGAUGCAAUUGUGAAUGACUUGAGAAAUGAGAUAAUGCAAAGGAAUAUGGAACAAGCAGAGAUCCAGAAAUCAUUUCAAGUAAACACCUUAUCAUUGAUAAAUGGACUGGAACAGAAAAUUACAGCUGCUGGAAACAAGAAUCAGGUUGCUCAAUUGGCCCCUCUGGAUAAUGGUGUUUCAAAAAGCACAGAAGAACUAAUUGAAAAUUCAAAGACAGAAAUAAAAGACUACAUAAUCAAUGCAAAUAAACAACUUUUUCAGUUUAACGAGAAUUUUAGUGUGGAUUUACAGAACACCUUAUGUGAAUCGGUUGAUCAGUUGAGCAAAAAAACUGUGGUUCUUUUAAACCAGUCAUUUGAUGAGCAAAACGCCAAGCUGACAGAGAAGAUUUCUACUGUCCUUAGCAAUGCAUCUGGGAAUUCAGUAGCAGAAAUACAUAAAUAUUUCAAAAUGGAAAUGAAGAGAUUAUCAGACCAUCUACAGUUAAUUUCAAAACAGAUGAACAAUGCCAAUAAAGAACUAAGUAUCAAAGAAAACAGUACUCCUCUUCAAGAGGAGGUUUUUCAUGUAAAAGAGGCUGAUGGUGAAUGGAAGAUUAAUGUAAAUUUAGCAGUGUCUGUUCUUAGUUUUAGCUUGUUGUUAUUUGUCGUUUUAAAGAACUGAUGUAGUUUAAAAAGAGAAUAUGAUUCUCAUUGUUAAUUUUUAUGAUUCAUCCGAUGAAUAUUACAAAAAUUUACACCGCUCCGGUAUCAGCAAGAA
This is a messenger RNA of Rhopilema esculentum, 3338 nucleotides long. RefSeq lists its product as uncharacterized. The record is from RefSeq and is a predicted model, not a curated record. NCBI's taxonomy places the organism in Eukaryota, Metazoa, Cnidaria, Scyphozoa, Rhizostomeae, Rhizostomatidae.